Molecule: messenger RNA, 3146 nt
Organism: Xenia sp. Carnegie-2017
Lineage: Eukaryota; Metazoa; Cnidaria; Anthozoa; Malacalcyonacea; Xeniidae
Product: lisH domain-containing protein ARMC9-like
Exons: 27
Coding region: 147-2330 (727 amino acids)
Biological process (GO): cilium assembly
Cellular component (GO): ciliary tip; ciliary basal body; centriole
Source: RefSeq, a predicted model, not a curated record
GAUGCUUCAGUCAAGAUGGCGACAAAAACAAAAUUUCUUGUGACGCUUAGUUACAAGAAAACUUCAAACAUUUUCCUCUUCAAAGCUUUUGCUAUCUUGUACGCGCACUAAAAAUAAAGGCAUUGUUGAUAGAAGUUAUUCUUGCAAUGGAAUCUGUUCAAGAAGCUGAACAACAGUUAAAUUCGAUAGUCAACGAGUAUUUAGAAUACAUGGGAUGUAUGUCAACUGUGGAGACAUUUAAGAAAGAUCUUGAAUCGAUGGGUAGACCUGUUCAAUUUUCGGUUCCAUCAAGUAAAACGAAUGGGCACAUACUAGAUAUUGAGAAGUCUAUCCUAAACUGUUUCGAGACUGGAAACUAUGAGCGUUUCAUUAAACUUUGGAAUGAAAACGUUUCUGAAAAAACUCGUAAAGUUGAUUUGGAAUGUCAGAAGCUCGAGUUCAAAAUACAUCUUUAUUUUGCCAUCUUUCCACUCGUCAAUAAUUUGGGAAAAACGGAAGCCAAAAAAAUGAAAGAGUAUUUUAAGAGGUAUUUAGAGACGACGGGAUCCGUGCUCAGUCAAACGACGGAAUUUCUUCCGUAUUUUGCAUUGCCAUUUAUUCCAGACGUUAUGGAGCAUCCUUCCUUUAAGCCAAUACUUACGGAUACUUGGAGAAACAAUACUAAAAUGCAGUUGCAAGAAUUCUUAUCUGACAUGUUGAAAAAUGAAGAAAAACCAGAGUUAUAUUAUAUAUUUACAUCAAGACAGCAUAUUUUUGAAAAAGAACGACAACAGUAUAACGAUUAUAUUAAAGUUUUGAAAACGCAACUUUCCGAGGCGGAGACUAAAUUGAUGAACUAUUUUAAGAAAUUUAGCCAGAUACAGGGAGACUAUCACAAGUUAAUUGGUAUUGCAGCUGAACUUGUUGACUCGUUGGAAGACACAAUAAGAGGAAAAAUAAUUUCUUCGGAAUAUAUUCAAGAUUUAUGCAGACGACUUUUCAUUACCCCUGCUCAGCAGUCGGUAGACUUGACGAAACCUGGAACGACGUCUAACAUGCUUAGAGAAUCCAUUUCAAGAACAAGCGUCAGAAAUUCUGUAAAUGACAUGCCAUACAGAGCUUUGAAUUUUGAAAAGAUCAAAAAAGAUUUAGUUUCUUCGUCCGAACGAAGAAUAGCGUUCUUACUGCAAGCACUUCGAUGGCGAUUAACCCGAAGCAGCGACGAUGAAUCACGGAAUUCCGCGAUGAGAGCGUACAUUGGAAACGAUUUGUUGGGUUGUGCGUUCCCUGGGGAAUAUCAGGAGAGUUUGAUCGAGCUUCUGCGUUCAUCAAACGACAUUGUUUGUCAGUACUUUGCACGAUUAUUGAAUACGAUCGCAUCAAUGUCAGCCGGAAGAAGUUAUUUGUCUCAAAGCACUAAAUUGGCUAAAGCUUUACAAAAGGCUUUGAUGGCGGAACCUGUGGAUUUGUUGACAAGUGAAAACAUCUUGGGAUGUUUGCAGAAACUCAGCUUAAGACGCCAUCUUCAAACACAAAUGAUUGAGAAUAAUCUGAUUCCAUGGCUUAUUGACGUACUUGAAGAGCACGACUCGUUAUCUGACUACACAUUGGAAUAUUCCGUUGCCUUAUUGAUGAAUCUGUGCCUAAGAACGGCAGGGAAACAGAAAUGUUCUCAUGAUGCAAGCCACAUUUUGCGAGUAUUGAGUGAUCUCCUAGGGCAUGAAAAUCACGAGAUUCGACCAUACGUCAAUGGAUCACUAUACAGUAUUCUCGCUGUAUCGAAUGUACGAGAGCAAGCAAGAGAUAUGGGAAUGCAAGAAAUUCUUGAAUGCUUCCUUAAAGAUGAAGAUGUUGAUAUGCAAAGACAAGUACAAUUCAUUAUCAAACAGCUCAAUCUUGAAUCCGAAGAAUCAUCAUUGAAUAGCGAUGAGUACUCGGACGACGAAGAUGAAAAUAUUGAUGAAGAAGGUGAUGCAAUUGAUGAAGAAUUCGACAAAGUGGAAGCACUCGAGGCAUCUCUGCACGAACGAAGUGGAGAGGAGUUAUUGAUGAGUGAAUAUGCUAUUUUGCAACCUUCUGAAAGAUCAACUCAAUCACGAAAGUCUCAAAAAAGUGAUCUAAUGGCAAGCCUUGAUCAGCCACUAAGUAGACCAGCCACUCCAGGUGUUCGGACCAUCGAUAAUAAACUUGAUAACAUUCCUCGUCCAAGGACUACCGUACUUGGUCGAAUACCAGAGAGUGUUGCGUCACCUAGGACUAGCCAAUCACCUGUGCCAUCCCGAACUACAUCGGCAAAGUCUCGUGAAUCUUCGGUGUCCCACAAAUCAAGUCGACCUACUUCUGGGACUUGAAAACAGAUGAAGAGCAUCGUGAGGACGAGGAAAAAGAGCGAAAUUAUGCAGCUGAACAGGCUGCAAGAGUGGAAAAAUUAUUGCAAGACAAAUCUUUGACUGAGAGUGAGGUUUUUGGAACAAAAAGCAAGUUACGUAAAUCACAUGACACUCGCAACAAUACACCGCGACCUACUUCCCGUUCCAUUCCCCCACCAUUGACGCGUUCCGUGUCUCCACCUCCCCCAAAAUCUUCGAGUCGGCCAGGAUCUGCGAAGAAGUCAGAUAAGAAAAGAUGACAUAAGAAAUGAUCUUCACUGAGAAUGACAUAGAACAUGGCUCGUGUGGUAAGUUAGGCAUAUUGUGAUCUGUUUAGUGUAUACGCGGCUUGUGUUUUGAUGUUGCUCUAAACCAAUGCGCAGUGACAUUAUGUGUUUUGAUGUUGCUCUAAACCAAUGCGCAGUGACAUUAUGUGUUUUGAUGUUGCUCUAAACCAAUGCGCAGUGACAUUAUGUCACAAGUAGCUCAACCUUGCUAAAUUUGAGUAAAGGAAAGAUUAUAGACUGAACUUUCCCCGAACCUUUCAAAUCUAUUACGUCAUAUAAGCUGGCAUUAUAACAAGAGUGCAUGCGCGGAUUGCAUGGCAUUAUAAGAAGAGUGCAUGCGCAAACAAACCAUUGUUUGAUGCACCGACUUUGACUUUAAGUUGAGUACAAAUGAUUGGACGUGAAAACAUUCGACAUUAAAAUGCUUACUAAACAUCGUCAUAACAAAAUAUUGUAACAAUAAUGUUGUGAAAUGUUAUUAAGUAAUCAUUAUCAUCAUCCCUUAGUAGCU